Triticum dicoccoides is the source of this 1135-nucleotide messenger RNA. RefSeq lists its product as uncharacterized. The record is from RefSeq and is a predicted model, not a curated record. The coding region runs from base 259 to 576 and encodes 105 amino acids. The transcript has 3 exons. Lineage: Eukaryota; Viridiplantae; Streptophyta; Magnoliopsida; Poales; Poaceae.
UGGUGGUGAAAACCUAGCAGCCAAUCCCUCUGUUUCUCGAGCCUCGCCCCCCUCCCCUGCACCUCGAAUGCGCCGCCUCCUUCCCUCCCUCUCCCCUGCACCUCGAAUGCGCCGCCUCCUUCCCUCCCCUUCGCUUCUUUCUAAGGCGGCGGUAGCCUACAGGCAAAGGGCAACGGCGACGACACUCGAUUUGAUCUGCAUGAGAAAGAGAAGAAGAUAGGGAGAGAGAUAACGGAGGAGAGGAGGGAGAAAGAGGAGAUGGAGGUGCCGCGGCGGAUGGGAGAGGGUCACCGGAAGGAGCGCCGCUGGCUCGUCAUCAUCACGCUGGAGGAGAGAUGCCUCUGUACAUCCCUCACACCAGCAGGUCGCCGAGGAGGAUCUGCCACCGGAUCCGCGCAGUUGAGGGUGAGGAGGAUGGAGGUGAAGGAAGCAGCAGCAAGGAUGGUGGCUGCUGAUGGGGGAGGGGGCGACGUCGCGCUUCUCGCCACCUCCACGUCCUCGUCGCCCAGUAGUCCUUUGCUCCUUGUCUUGCAACUCCAGCGACAACAGUUCGUCUCGAAAAAAUGGUGGCAGUGAUGAUUGAUUUAAGUAUCAUGUUUGCUUAUAUGGAAAUAGGGGAUUUACUUCCGAUGAUGUGGCUAGUGGUGGUCUUCUCUUCACUCUCGUGUUUCAUAAAUUUUCCCCUUGGACACCCACUUAUCUGAAAUAUGUGUCUUACCAAUUUGAUGCUGGUUCACCUGCAGGUUCAGUGAGUAGGGAACAUGUAUAAUGACUACUGUUGAUCUUUGUAUUGCGAGACAAUGCUUUCCAGCUUGAUGAGAUAUGGUCAUUCUUAAAAGGUACUCCCUCCGUUCGGAAUUACUUGUCUCGGAAAUGGAUGUAUCUAGAACUAAAAUAUGUUUAGAUACAUCCAUUUCUGCGACAAGUAAUUCCGAACGGAGGGAGUAGAUCUAUUACAUAUUGAUUGAAAAUGGUGUAGGUGUGCUCUUCUGUGACCACCUGAUGUGAUGUGAUGUUUACUUUAUUUUAUUUUUCAUUGCAAAGUUAUUGUAUAUAGGAUAAGGAAGAACUUUUGGAGACUCUAAUGUUUAUAUUACUUCCCAUUGUGUUGUUUUGUUUGAGGCUACUACAUGCA